Messenger RNA from Physcomitrium patens, 2172 nucleotides. RefSeq lists its product as uncharacterized. NCBI's taxonomy places the organism in Eukaryota, Viridiplantae, Streptophyta, Bryopsida, Funariales, Funariaceae. The record is from RefSeq and is a predicted model, not a curated record.
AAUAUUAAGGUUGCGUGGGACCAUGGGCAACCGCUGCUCUGUAGGUGGGAAUCCUAGCACUCAAAGUCCCAAGAGGCUCUCCCACGCUUUAGCGAACGCCAGUGCCCUUCAGGUGCUUGUGUGUGCGAAAAGUUUGUGUGUUGCCCACUUGUGGGAGAUCGUUCAUAGUUGCCCAUGGUGCAAGGCAUCCAGCCUGUCUCCCUCUCAUGCACGAUGCUGCUGUCGUAGUUGUUAUUUGUGCUUUGCUCGGACCAUCGGAUAGUGGGGAGCGUUCGAGCUGCUUUUGUCUCCCGCAGCGCAGGUCAAAGGUUUGAGAGAAGAGUGAAAUGCCAUUUUAAGUCGUGAAGAUGGCAUCCCUCCAAGUUCCGAUCGCCUUCAUGCAUGCAAACACCUCACGGAACUUGCAAAAUUCCUGGAUCAACUACCCCUCAUUCAUCUCAUUAGACAGGUAUGGAGCUGAAUUCGCAGUACAGACCUCAAGAAGGCGACUAUCCAUUGUUCGAGCAGGUGGAUGUCCGUUCGGAUUCAAGAACACCAUGGGGAAAGGAGCACAACGGGAAUCUUCGAUGGAAACGAACGUAGCUUCGACAGCAAGCCCUCCCGUAAACACACCGUACGCUCCAGCUCCAUCUGCUGAAGCCCCAGACGAAGUGAACCUCGGACUCGGCACAUUCGAAUACCUGCCGUUGACAGUGCCGUUCAGGAUGAGAAUGGGCACAGAGCCCCUGCAUAUGAAGGACUGGAUUGAGAUUGAUAUUUUCUACGAUGAGGAGAUGGCCCUGCGGCGGGAGAUUUUAGAAACCCGUAAAGAAGCUGCCAUCAUUACCCGCCCCGAGGCUGCCGAAGCAAACUGGGAAGCUUUGGAGUUGCUGGCCAGCUUUCUUCCGGUGCGAUUUCCAUCUCGAUUUUUCCGGGACGCUGACUUGCUGUGCAACCUAACCACUGGAGAGAGAUUCAAUGUUGGGGACAAGUCACUCAACCCUUUAGAGGUUAUGUCGCGUCUCAUCCAGGAAGAUAUUUGCGUGCUGAUGAAGGUGGACGGCACACUGAGGCUUGUAUCGGGCGCCGUGUUAUUCCCCCAACGAUGGCAGCUGCUGGAGAAAAUGGGGAUGGACAUCGCAUCCAUUCACAUGCCAGUGCCUUUGUUUGCAGACGAAAUCGGAUCAGCCGUGAACCAGUUCUUUACCCGCUUGAAAGUGGGAAAACCUGUGUGGCGUGCCAAUUGGGCCAUUGUCGACGACCCCACUCUUUUCCAACCUCUGAAUGAAGAGGACAUCUACGCUGCCAUGCAAGGACAAGUGAAGAGCAACUUCGACGUCACAGCGAACAGUGACAAUGUGGGUUCUCGUCUCUUCACACGGUGCGAGCGGGAGACGCUGAUGAAGCUCCCAAAAUCGGGAGCCGUUCUUUUCACCAUUCGGACCUACGUCAGACCAUUGACUGUCUUCCAAAAUCGGCCCAGACUGGCACAGCAGAUGGUGCGAGCUUUAGAGACUCUGCCAGAGUCUAUCACCAGGUACAAGACCAUGGCAGGCUUUUAUGACAUUGCUCUCAAUUAUCUUCGGGAAUGCGCUAGCCGUCCCACGGAAUCAUGAACUGAAUUGCUCUCGAUCGCCAUCUCCGUGUUGGUGAUACUGGUGGUUCAUUCACUGUUGAUGCUCUGCGGAUCCCCUUUACACAAACAAACUGUAAAGACACAAGUUGUGCUGGAGCGAUCGGAGGGGAUCUUCUUCCACUUUUGGUUAAAUCUCCCGAUGUCUUUGUUAUACCAGUUUAAAAGCUCGAAACGUAGAGAAAUUCAACAUAGUAUUCAAAAAUCCAUCGUUCUUACGUGUGCCUGUAGCAGGUCAGGUCGUAGCUAUUGUAUAAUGAGCAAUUUCUGGAGGUUAAGAACGGCGAAGGAUGAAUAGUUCGUGUGUAAAUGUGAAGACUUCCCAGACCCUAUCAAUUCGACGACAUCAAUCACUGUUGAGGUUCAAUUGUUAAUGUGCAAGUGUACAAGCCAGAAUUAGACACACGAGUAAGCAACAAUCUGCGUAGAAACGUAGUUGAAGGCGUGUGUAGCGGAUGCUUGCUUCAGCAGCAGCAGCAUCGUAGUGUGACCAAUUUCUCAGGCUGCUCCUGCAGUCAAUGUUGAAUAAACAAUGCCAACAUACGGCCUCCUUGCCAAUA